AUGAACACAAAGAGCAAAGAAACGGAAGAUGCUUCGGUGAUUGAGAGUGGUGAUUUUGCAACUCCUCGAGCUGUUUUGACAGGGCAUGACUACGAGAUCACCUGUGCUGCCAUUUGUGCUGAGCUUGGCCUGGUAAUAAGUGGUUCAAAAGAAGGACCAUGUCUCAUACAUUCUAUGAAUGGAGAUCUACUGAGGACAUUAGAAGGUCCUGAAAGAUUAGAAGGUCCUGAAAACUGCCUGAGACCAAAACUGAUUCAAGCUUCCAGAGAAGGCCACUGUGUCAUAUAUUAUGAAAAUGGGCUCUUCUGUGUGUUCAGUGUGAAUGGAAGACUUCAGGCCACUAUGGAAACAGAUGACAAGAUCAGGGCCAUUCAGCUGAGUCGGGAUGGACAGUACCUGCUCACGGGUGGAGACAACGGAGUUGUGAUGGUGUGGCAGAUGUGGGACCUGAAGCAGCUCUUUGCUUACCCCGGGUGCGACGCUGGGAUCCGAUCCAUGGCCCUGUCCUACGACCAAAGGUUAGAGCAGAGUCUGGUCAGACAAUAUAUACCUACCAUGAAAUUACAGUCUUGUUUUUCUUCUGAUUGUGCUUCUCUGUGGCUCACAGGUCCUGGUGAUUAUCUUCAGCAUUCUGUGCUUGCAUGA
Acanthisitta chloris (rifleman) is the source of this 645-nucleotide messenger RNA. RefSeq names its product lipopolysaccharide-responsive and beige-like anchor protein. Gene Ontology annotation, biological process: intracellular protein localization. Gene Ontology annotation, cellular component: cytosol; membrane. Gene Ontology annotation, molecular function: protein kinase binding. The record is from RefSeq and is a predicted model, not a curated record. Bases 1 to 645 code for a protein of 214 amino acids. The transcript has 4 exons. NCBI's taxonomy places the organism in Eukaryota, Metazoa, Chordata, Aves, Passeriformes, Acanthisittidae.